CCUUUGACCAUUGGUCUAACACACACAGAAGCUCUCACUACCUGUCUCUCUCUCAAGAUACACAGUCCCUGGUUCUUGAGUUGAUAACCAUAAACGACAAUUUGAGUUAUUGAAGACCCACAAAUAGACAGAGGUAAAAAAAGAGAGAGUACCCAGAUCUCCUACUUUGAUAUUGUUCAAUCAAAGCUUAGAUCUUUUUCUAUAAUGGCAGCAAACCCAAAAGCAGAACGUUAGGAUUUUUAGUGGAACACACCCAACUGAUUCCCCCCCCCCCCCACACCAUUUUCUCCUUUGAAGAACUUGUGUUGAGUGGUAUAAUGGCGGAGACUCCAGAGGCGAAAGCAUCGAUACCAGAGGCAGAGAAGCAAAAAGAGCAGAGCUUGCCAUUUUUUCAGCUGUUCUCAUAUGCAGAUAAGUAUGACUGGCUACUGAUGACUUGUGGCACUGUGGGAGCUAUUAUUCAUGGUUCUUCAAUGCCAGUGUUUUUCUUGUUAUUUGGGCAAAUGGUUAAUGGGUUUGGAAAUAACCAAUCUGAUUUGCAAAAGCUGACCAGUGAAGUUUUGAAGUACUCUGUAUAUUUUGUGUAUCUUGGUCUGGUGGUUUGUGUGACAGCCUAUGCAGAAACUGCAUGCUGGAUGUACACUGGAGAGCGGCAAGUGAGCACUCUAAGAAAGAAGUAUUUGGAGGCAGUGUUGAAACAGGAUGUGGGGUUCUUUGACACUGAUGCAAGAACUGGUGAUAUUGUUUUUAGUGUCUCAACAGACACACUUCUUGUCCAAGAUGCCAUUAGCGAGAAGGUGGGUAACUUCAUACACUAUUUGUCAACUUUUUUGGCGGGGUUGGUGGUUGGUUUUGUAUCAGCUUGGAGGCUGGCAUUGCUUAGUGUGGCAAUCAUACCAGGAAUUGCAUUUGCUGGGGGCUUGUAUGCCUAUACCAUUACAGGCCUCACCUCCAAGAGUCGAGAAUCGUACGGCUUUGCCGGUAUGAUCGCUGAGCAGGCAAUGGCGCAAGUUCGAACAGUAUACUCAUAUGUAGGAGAGAGCAAGGCCUUGAAUGCCUAUUCAAAUGCCAUACAAAACACUCUCAAGCUUGGUUACAAGGCUGGGAUGGCUAAAGGUCUGGGGCUAGGAUGUACCUUUGGAAUUGCCUGCAUGUCUUGGGCUCUUGUUUUCUGGUAUGCUGGUGUUUUCAUCAGAAACGGACAGACCGAUGGAGGGAGGGCUUUCACAGCUGUUUUCUCUGCCAUUGUUGGCGGCCUGAGCUUGGGUCAGUCAAUUUCAAGUCUUGGACCAUUCAGCAAAGGCAAGGCAGCUGGAUACAAGUUGAUGGAGAUUAUUAAGCAAAAGCCCUCCAUAAUUCAAGAUCAUUCCGAUGGCAAGUGCUUGCCGGAGGUUCAAGGCAAUAUAGAGUUCAAGAAUGUGACAUUCAGUUACCCAUCAAGGCCUGAUGUUAUGAUCUUUAGAGACUUUUCCAUCUUUUUCCCCGCCGGAAAGACUGUUGCAGUUGUUGGUGGUAGCGGGUCAGGAAAAAGCACUGUCGUGUCUCUAAUGGAGAGGUUUUAUGAUCCUAAUCAGGGACAGGUUUUGCUGGAUAAUGUGGACAUUAAGACACUGGAGUUGAAGUGGUUACGUGAUCAGAUUGGCCUGGUGAAUCAGGAACCUGCACUCUUUGCCACAACCAUACUUGAGAACAUACUCUAUGGAAAGCCUGAUGCAACGAUGGCUGAAGUAGAGGCUGCUACUUCUGCAGCAAAUGCUCAUAGCUUCAUUACAUUGCUCCCUAAUGGAUACAACACUCAGGUGGGUGAGCGAGGAGUGCAGCUCUCUGGUGGUCAGAAACAGAGAAUUGCAAUUGCUAGAGCAAUGUUGAAAAAUCCUAAGAUCCUCCUGCUCGACGAAGCCACUAGUGCACUUGAUGCAGGCUCUGAAAGUAUCGUGCAAGAAGCAUUAGACCGUCUAAUGGUCGGGAGAACAACCGUAGUCGUUGCUCAUCGGCUCUCAACCAUAAGAAAUGUUGACACAAUUGCAGUCAUACAGCAGGGGCAAGUAGUUGAGACAGGAAACCAUGAAGAACUUGUUGCUAAAGCAGGAGCCUAUGCUUCAUUGAUGAGAUUCCAAGAAAUGGUUGGUAACCGAGACUUUGCAAACCCAUCAACACGACGCUCACGCUCAUCACGCCUUAGCCACUCCCUAUCGACCAAGUCUCUAAGUCUCCGUUCAGGCAGCUUAAGAAACUUGAGCUACUCAUAUAGUACUGGUGCCGAUGGGAGGAUUGAAAUGGUGUCAAAUGCUGAAACAGACAGGAAAACUCGUGCACCAGAUGGCUAUUUCUUCCGCCUUCUCAAGCUAAACGCUCCUGAAUGGCCUUAUUCAAUAAUGGGUGCCAUUGGUUCUGUACUGUCUGGUUUUAUCGGCCCAACUUUUGCCUUUGUGAUGAGCAACAUGAUUGAAGUGUUCUACUAUAGAAACCCUGCCGUCAUGGAAAGGAAAGUUAAGGAAUUUGUUUUCAUUUACAUUGGAGUUGGCAUCUAUGCCGUCGCCGCAUAUUUGAUUCAACAUUACUUCUUCAGUAUCAUGGGAGAAAACCUCACUACAAGAGUCAGAAGAAUGAUGCUUGCAGCAAUAUUAAGGAAUGAAGUCGGAUGGUUCGAUGAGGAGGAGCACAACUCAAGCUUGGUUGCAGCUAAAUUAGCAAAUGAUGCUGCUGAUAUGAAAUCUGCAAUACCAGAUAGGAUAUCUGUGAUUUUGCAAAACAUUACCUCCCUUAUCACUGCAUUCAUGAUUGGUUUCGUGGUGGAGUGGAGGGUCACUAUUGUUAUCCUUGCUACCUUCCCCAUUCUAGUCCUCGCCAAUUUUUCCCAGCAACUUUCGCUCAAGGGUUUUGCUGGAGACACUGCAAAGGCUCAUGCCAAGUGUAGCAUGAUUGCUGGUGAGGGAGUUAGCAACAUCAGGACUGUUGCAGCCUUCAAUGCCCAAGACAAGAUCCUCUCCCUGUUCUGUAAUGAGCUUAGAGUCCCACUUCGCCGUAGUCUACGACGAAGCCAAAUAGCUGGCAUUCUCUUUGGCCUCUCCCAAUUUUCUCUAAAUGCCUCUGAAGCUCUCAUUUUAUGGUGGGGUGUACACCUCGUUAGGCAAGGUGUCACGACAUUCGCAAAAGUUCUCAAGGUUUUUGUUGUCUUGGUUAUUACAGCUAAUUCAGUGGCAGAAACUGUUAGCAUUGCUCCAGAGAUUAUUAGGGGUGGAGAGGCUGUUGAUUCUGUGUUAUCAAUUUUGGAUCGUUCGACCAAGAUUGACCCAGAUGAUCCUGAAGCCGAGGAUGUUGAAUCCGUUCGUGGGGAAAUUGAACUUAGACAUGUUGAUUUUGCAUAUCCUUCACGGCCUGAUGUUAUGGUGUUCAAGGAUUUCAAUCUUAGAAUCCGAGCUGGCAAAAGCCAAGCACUAGUUGGGGCUAGUGGGUCUGGAAAGAGUUCUGUGAUUGCUUUGAUUGAGAGGUUCUAUGAUCCAACGGCCGGGAGAGUCAUGAUCGAUGGAAAAGACAUUCGCAGAUUGAACUUGAAGUCUCUUAGGCGUAAAAUUGGGUUAGUGCAACAAGAGCCAGCAUUGUUUGCAGCUAGCAUUUUUGACAACAUUGCCUACGGAAAAGAUGGUGCAACCGAAGCAGAAGUCGAAGAAGCUGCUCGUGCAGCCAACGUUCACGGGUUUGUGAGUGCAUUGCCUGAUGGUUACAAGACACCAGUUGGUGAAAGGGGGGUUCAGCUCUCUGGUGGUCAAAAACAAAGAAUUGCCAUAGCCAGGUCAAUUCUCAAGGACCCAGCAAUUCUGUUGCUAGAUGAAGCCACAAGUGCACUUGAUGCUGAGUCCGAGUGUGUGCUACAAGAAGCACUUGAGAGGCUAAUGAGGGGUCGAACCACGGUCCUCGUGGCUCAUCGUUUAUCGACCAUAAGAGGAGUGGAUUGCAUCGGAGUUGUUCAAGAUGGGCGCAUUGUUGAGCAAGGCAGUCACUCUGAAUUAGUCAGCCAACCGGAUGGGGCAUAUUCUAGACUCUUGCUGUUACAGCAUCAGCACAUAUGAGAGGGAAACAACAUGGCCUUGUUUGUUAAUUAUGUUUGGGGUCCCCAUUAACCUUUGAAGUUCCCAUUUUCAAUGAUAGUUGUAGAUAUGGUUUUUUUCUGAAGAAUGUUAUCUUAAGAACAAGUAUCCCAUCUCUAAAGGGCUGCAAGUGUCUAAAUUACUGAGCUUUACAAGCCUUUUGUUGUCUGUCUAUCUGUUUGGUUCUUUUCAUUGGUUAUGGACAGUCUCUUUCUGCAA
This is a messenger RNA of Tripterygium wilfordii, 4307 nucleotides long. RefSeq names its product ABC transporter B family member 19. The record is from RefSeq and is a predicted model, not a curated record. Bases 318 to 4070 code for a protein of 1250 amino acids. The transcript has 10 exons. Lineage: Eukaryota; Viridiplantae; Streptophyta; Magnoliopsida; Celastrales; Celastraceae. Gene Ontology annotation, biological process: transmembrane transport. Gene Ontology annotation, molecular function: ATP binding; ATP hydrolysis activity; ABC-type transporter activity. Gene Ontology annotation, cellular component: membrane.